Molecule: messenger RNA, 540 nt
Organism: Aspergillus pseudotamarii
Lineage: Eukaryota; Fungi; Ascomycota; Eurotiomycetes; Eurotiales; Aspergillaceae
Exons: 1
Coding region: 150-350 (66 amino acids)
Source: RefSeq, a predicted model, not a curated record
UUCACCUAUGAGAAACAGACCCCCAAGAGUCCACUAAAGUGAACUCGGUUAUCUUUUCUCUGCCGAGUAUUUGAUACCUACCGAAUCUAGGAUCGCCUAUAUUACUGAUCCAGUCUUGUUCCAGACCGGGAAGAACCCCAAGGAUUACGAUGGGGCAACUUCUUGCAUGGGUGUUACAUCCAAGCCAUUCAGCCAUUAGUUUUAUUUGUGUUUUUCUUUCUUUCUUUUCUUUUUCCAACUCUCCUCUCCUGACUAUGGGUCCACUAUGUGGGUUAUCAUUUCCUGGUCUUCAAGCCAUACCGGGGGGUGCACAUGGGCCCAGGCCCCCUGCAGAAGUUCGAAAGCCCUAAACUUCGUCCCGGACAUCGCCCGGACUCACCCUAAAGCAAGGGAAGAUAGGAAACCGUAGGAAGCUUGGUGGCUAACAAUCAAGGCGUUCAUGUUUUGUCAUUGGUUCUUGGUACCUUCGUAUUCUUCGGGUGUAGCGUCUGCGUAAAGCCUUAGCGAUGUGAUGAAGUCCUUUAGCUCCAUUGAUCUAUU